AUGGAUUCAGUUGAAAGUCCGACUGCGGAAACUCCUAAUGUAUCCGUUCAAAGUGUGACUGAGUUUCCGGUAGAAAAGAUUGUAUCCACUUGCAAUUCUCCGCAAAAAACCAUCAUUGAGUUUCCAAUAUUGGCCUGUCGCAUAUGUUUACAAAGUCAGGAGGAAAAUGAGACAUGUCCAAUGUUUCCCAUAUUUCAAUCAAAGGAUAACAAUAAGUCCGAUGAAUUGCUGAUAUGUGACAAAAUUCAAAACUGUACUGGCAUCAAGAUUCAAAAUCACCAAAAGUUGCCAUCAUUGAUGUGUAAAAAUUGCCUUAUAUUUUUAAAUAUUGCACAUACAUUUGCCUCCAUCUGUCGCAAUUCGCAAAAAUAUCUUCAUGAAUAUGUUUUGGAAACUGGUAUAAUGAAUGAUGAUCUGAAGGAGGACGUACAAUGUGAUGGAAUUGUAGAAGAAUGUCAGCGAAUCGAAGAAGCAGAUGAUCAUGAAGAAAAUGAACUUCAAAAUCCUUCUGAAGAAAAUAUUACCACAAUGGAAUGCUAUGAUAAUGAAGAGGAAGAAAUACAAUCAUCCUUACCCGUUGAUCGUCCUGCACAAAUUCAAUAUAAAUUAUUGAAAAAUACCAAAGAUAAAACUUUAACAGAAGAUGUACCACUACAACAGGAUUUGAUUAAUAGCAUAACAAAGGAUUCUGUCACCAUAACAUCAUCAAAAAUACUUGCGAUAUCAUCGGAUGGUACUGCUAUUAUAGCUGAAAAAUCGAAGAAAAAUAAUAGUACAAAGCCUAUUGGCAAUAAUCCAAAAAAGACUCAUACCUGCGAAAUAUGUGGAAAUGCUUAUGGACGCCGUUACGAAUUGCAGGCACACAUUCGUCGACAUCAUGAUGUAAAACCUUUUGAAUGCGAAAUAUGUGGCCAGGCAUUUCAUAGUAACUUUGAAUUAUCACGACAUAUGCGUAAGCAUACCGGUUUGCGUCCAUAUGAAUGUAAAUAUUGUAAACGUACAUUUGGCGACAGUUCAACGUUAACAAAACAUGAAAGAAUUCAUCGCAACGAACGGCCGUAUGCCUGUAAAACUUGUGGUAAAACAUUCACCUAUUCCAGUGUUCUAAAAGUUCAUCAAUUGACACAUACCGGAGAAAAGCCCUACAACUGUGAACUCUGUGGCAGACGUUUUUCUCGCUCCCAUCAUUUAAGAGCCCAUUUGGAAACGUUAUUGCAUUCAAACGAUCCAAGAUCAAAAAUAUUGCUGAAACGUAUAAAGCGAGACGAAGACAGCGUUCGUGUUAAUGGACCAUCAACAAAUCCAUCUGUAAAUAUGUAA
Molecule: messenger RNA, 1320 nt
Organism: Musca vetustissima
Lineage: Eukaryota; Metazoa; Arthropoda; Insecta; Diptera; Muscidae
Product: zinc finger protein 333
Exons: 5
Coding region: 1-1320 (439 amino acids)
Biological process (GO): regulation of transcription by RNA polymerase II
Cellular component (GO): nucleus
Molecular function (GO): zinc ion binding; DNA-binding transcription factor activity, RNA polymerase II-specific; RNA polymerase II cis-regulatory region sequence-specific DNA binding
Source: RefSeq, a predicted model, not a curated record